AUCUGCGGUUGGGGCGAGCGACAGGCAGGGGGCCCGGAGUUAGGAGGGGGUGUGGGAGCCCGCGGAGCACAGGUGAACGGAGGCCGCCUUGCCGGGGCGCCGCUGGCCAGCCCCAAAGGGUUACUUUGGCCUUGGCUGUGGGCCGAAUGCGAAGGUGGGGAGGUGGGCGGGGGAUGACUCGGCCAUUCCUGGGUCCGCCGUGUUAGGCUGAAGGCAAAAGGAAACCAAGGCCUGAGAGUUUUCCAGGAAACGAAAGCGAAAGAGUCAAAGUUAGCGGCCCGGAGUUGGCGCGGUCCGGAGUUGGCGCGGCCCCUGCAGUCCGGCGGAGAGCGGAGCUGAGGAUGGCUGUGCCCGGCUCCUUCCCGCUGCUGGUCGAGGGCUCUUGGGGCCCCGACCCCCCGAAGAACUUGAACACCAAGUUGCAGAUGUACUUCCAGAGCCCGAAGAGGUCGGGAGGCGGCGAGUGUGAGGUCCGCCAGGAUCCCAGGAGCCCAUCCCGCUUCCUGGUGCUCUUCUACCCGGAGGACGUUCGGCAGAAGGUUCUGGAGAGAAAAAAUCAUGAGUUAGUAUGGCAAGGAAAAGGAACAUUCAAGUUAACUGUCCAGUUACCUGCAACCCCAGAUGAAAUCCAUCAUGUCUUUGAAGAGGAAAUUCUAACAAGGGAAUCCAAGACCAAAGAAGGUGUUAAAGAACCAGAUGUGUCAGAAGAAUUGGAUACAAAACUCCCUCUUGAUGGUGGAUCAGACAAAAUGGAAGAUAUCCCAGAGGAAUGUGAAAAUAUUUCCUCUUUGGUGGCAUUUGAAAACCUCAAGGCAAAUGUGACUGACAUAAUGCUAAUCUUGUUAGUGGAGAACAUAAGUGGCCUGUCUAAUGAUGACUUUCAAGUGGAAAUAAUAAGAGAUUUUGAUGUUGCUGUUGUUACCUUUCAAAAGCACAUAGAUACUAUAAGAUUUGUUGAUGAUUGUACCAAGCACCAUUCAAUUAAACAACUUCAGCUUUCUCCAAGACUUCUGGAAGGGACAAACACAGUCAGGGUUGAAAACCUGCCACCUGGUGCUGAUGACUACAGUUUAAAACUUUUCUUUGAAAAUCCCUAUAAUGGAGGGGGAAGAGUUGCCAAUGUUGAAUUUUUUCCUGAAGAGAGUUCAGCUCUGAUUGAAUUUUUUGACAGAAAAGUGUUAGACACCAUCAUGGCCACAAAACUCGACUUCAAUAAAAUGCCGCUUUCUGUGUUCCCAUACUAUGCCUCAUUGGGCACAGCCUUGUAUGGAAAGGAGAAGCCUCUGAUCAAGCUUCCAGCACCAUUUGAAGAGUCACUAGAUCUUCCCUUAUGGAAGUUCUUACAGAAAAAGAAUCACCUGAUUGAGGAGAUAAACGAUGAAAUGAGGCGUUGUCACUGUGAGCUCACGUGGUCUCAACUCAGUGGUAAAGUUACCAUCAGACCAGCAGCCACCUUAGUCAAUGAAGGAAGACCGAGAAUCAAGACCUGGCAAGCAGAUACUUCCACAACACUCUCUAGCAUCAGGUCUAAAUAUAAAGUCACCCCAAUUAAAGUGGAUCCAACAAUGUGGGACACCAUAAAAAAUGAUGUGAAAGAUGACAGGAUUUUGAUUGAGUUUGAUACACUUAAGGAGAUGGUAAUCUUAGCAGGGAAAUCAGAGGAUAUCCAAGGCAUUGAGGUACAAGUCAGGGAGUUAAUAGAAAGCACUACUCAAAAAAUUAAAAGGGAAGAGCAAAGUUUGAAGGAAAAAAUGGUCAUUUCUCCAGGCAGGUAUUUUCUUUUGUGUCACAGCAGUCUACUGGACCAUUUACGCACGGAGUGCCCAGAGAUAGAGAUUUGUUAUGAUGGAGUCACUCAACACUUGUGCUUGAAAGGACCUAGUGCAGAUGUGUAUAAAGUAAAGUGUGAAAUCCAGGAAAAGGUGUACACCAUGGCUCAGAAAAACAUUCAGGUUUCUCCUGAGAUUUUUCAGUUUUUGCAACAGGUAAACUGGAAAGAAUUCUCUAAGUGUCUUUUCAUAGCACAGAAAAUUCUUGCACUUUAUGAGCUAGAGGGUACAACUGUUCUCUUAACCAGCUGUUCUUCUGAAGCCCUGUUAGAAGCAGAAAAGCAAAUGCUCAGUGCCUUAAAUUAUAAGCACAUUGAAGUUGAGAACAAAGAAGUUCUUCAUGGCAAGAAAUGGAAAGGGCUCACUCACAAUUUGCUUAAGAAACAAAAUUCCUCCCCAAACACUGUAAUCAUCAAUGAGUUAACUUCAGAAACCACAGCUAAAGUCAUCAUUACAGGCUGUGUAAAAGAAGUAAAUGAAACCUAUAAAUUGCUUUUUAACUUCAUUGAACAAAACAUGAAAAUAGAGAGACUGGUUGAAGUAAAGCCUUCCUUAGUUAUUGACUAUUUAAAGACAGAAAAGAAGCUAUUCUGGCCAAAGAUAAAGAAGGUAAAUGUGCAGGUAAGUUUCAAUCCUGAGAACAAACAAAAAGGCAUUUUACUAACUGGCUCAAAGACCGAAGUACUGAAGGCAGUGGACAUUGUCAAGCAAGUCUGGGAUUCAGUCUGUGUUAAAAGUGUCCAUAUUGAUAAGCCAGGAGCCAAGCAGUUCUUCCAGGAUAAAGCACGGUUUUAUCAAAGUGAGAUCAAACGGUUGUUUGGUUGUUACAUUGAACUACAGGAGAAUGAAGAAAUGAUGGAGGAAGGCAGCCCCGUUGGGCAGAAGUGCUUCUCUCGGACAGUCUUGGCUCCUGGCGUUGUGCUGAUUGUGCAGCAGGGUGACUUGGCACGGCUUCCUGUCGACGUGGUGGUGAAUGCAUCUAAUGAGGACCUUAAGCAUUAUGGUGGCCUGGCCGCUGCACUCUCAAAAGCAGCUGGCCCUGAGCUCCAGGCCGACUGUGACCAGAUAGUGAAGAGAGAGGGCAGACUCCUACCGGGCAAUGCCACCAUCUCCAAGGCAGGAAAGCUGCCCUACCACCACGUGAUCCAUGCAGUGGGGCCCCGCUGGAGCGGAUAUGAGGCCCCGAGGUGUGUGUACCUAUUAAGGAGAGCUGUGCAACUAAGUCUCUGUCUAGCCGAAAAAUACAAGUACCGAUCCAUAGCCAUCCCAGCUAUUAGUUCUGGAGUCUUUGGCUUUCCCUUAGGCCGAUGCGUGGAGACCAUUGUUUCUGCCAUCAAGGAAAACUUCCAAUUCAAGAAGGAUGGACACUGCUUGAAAGAAAUCUACCUUGUGGAUGUAUCUGAGAAGACUGUUGAGGCCUUUGCAGAAGCUGUGAAAACUGUAUUUAAAGCCACCCUGCCAGAUACAGCUGCCCCGCCCAGUUUACCACCAGCAGCAGUGGGGCCUGGGAAAACAUCAUGGGAAAAAGGAAGCCUGGUGUCCCCGGGAGGCCUGCAGAUGCUGUUGGUGAAAGAAGGUGUGCAGAAUGCUAAGACCGAUGUUGUUGUCAACUCCGUUCCCUCGGAUCUCGUGCUUAGUAGAGGGCCUCUUUCUAAGUCCCUCUUGGAAAAAGCUGGACCAGAGCUCCAGGAGGAAUUGGACACAGUUGGACAAGGGGUGGCUGUCAGUGUGGGCACAGUGCUCAAAACCAGCAGCUGGAAUCUGGACUGUCGCUAUGUGCUUCACGUGGUAGCUCCGGAGUGGAGAAAUGGUAGCAUAUCUUCACACAAGAUCAUGGAAGACAUAAUCAGAGAAUGUAUGGAGAUCACUGAGAGCUUGUCCUUAAAAUCAAUUGCAUUUCCAGCAAUAGGAACAGGAAACUUGGGAUUUCCUAAAACCAUAUUCGCUGAAUUAAUCAUUUCAGAGGUGUUCAAAUUUAGUAGCAAGAAUCAGCUGAAAACUUUACAAGAGGUUCACUUUCUGCUGCACCCGAGUGAUCAUGAAAAUAUUCAGGCAUUUUCAGAUGAAUUUGCCAGAAGGGCUAAUGGAAAUCUCGUCAGUGACAAAAUUCCGAAGGCUAAAGAUACACAAGGUUUUUAUGGGACUGUUUCUAGCCCUGAUUCAGGUGUGUAUGAAAUGAAGAUUGGCUCCAUCAUCUUCCAGGUGGCUUCUGGUGAUAUCACGAAAGAAGAGGCAGAUGUGAUUGUAAAUUCAACAUCAAACUCAUUUAAUCUCAAAGCAGGGGUCUCCAAAGCAAUUUUAGAAUGUGCCGGACAAAAUGUAGAAAGGGAAUGUUCUCAGCAAGCUCAGCAGCGCAAAAAUGAUUAUAUAAUCACCGGAGGUGGAUUUUUGAGGUGCAAGAAUAUCAUUCAUGUAAUUGGUGGAAAUGAUGUCAAGAGUUCAGUUUCCUCUGUUUUGCAGGAGUGUGAAAAAAAAAAUUACUCAUCCAUUUGCCUCCCAGCCAUUGGGACAGGAAGUGCCAAACAAGACCCAGAUAAGGUUGCUGAAGCCAUAAUUGAUGCCAUUGAAGACUUUGUCCAGAAAGGAUCAGCCCAGUCUGUGAAAAAAGUUAAAGUUGUUAUCUUUCUGCCUCAAGUACUGGAUGUGUUUUAUGCCAACAUGAAGAAAAGAGAAGGGACUCAGGUUUCUUCCCAACAGUCUGUGAUGUCUAAACUUGCAUGUGAGUUGUUUGUUUUUAUGAAAUGCACGUUUAUAACGUUGAUGUCACAUGGGAAAUACCUAAUCUUCCUUUUCUUUUUAGCAUUUUUGGGCUUUUCAAAGCAAUCUCCCAAAAAAAAGAAUAAUUUGGUUUUGGAAAAGAAAACAGAAUCAGCAACUUUUCGGGUGUGUGGUGAAAAUGUCACGUGUGUGGAACACGCUAUCUCCUGGCUACAAGACCUGAUUGAAAAAGAACAGUGUCCUUACACCAGUGAAGAUGAGUGCAUCAAAUACUUUGAUGAAAAGGAGUAUCAGGAGUUGAAUGAGCUGCAGAAGAAGUUAAAUAUUAACAUUUCCCUGGACCAUAAGAGACCUUUGAUUAAGGUUUUGGGAAUUAGCAGAGAUGUGAUGCAGGCUAGAGAUGAAAUUGAGGCAAUGAUCAAGAGAGUUCGAUUGGCCAAAGAACAGGAAUCCCGGGCAGAUUGUAUCAGUGAGUUUAUAGAAUGGCAGUAUAAUGACAAUAACACUUUUCAUCGUUUUAACAAAAUGACCAAUCUGAAAUUAGAGGAUGCAAGGAGAGAAAAGAAAAAAACAAUUGAUGUCAAAAUUAAUCAUCGGCACUACACAGUGAACUUGAACACAUACACUGCCACAGAUGCAAAGGGCCACAGUUUAUCUGUUCAGCGCCUCACGAAAUCCAAAGUUGACAUCCCUGCACACUGGAGUGAUAUGAAGCAGCAGAAUUUGUGUGUGGUGGAGCUGCUACCUGGUGAUCCUGAGUACAACACGGUGGCAAGCAAGUUUAAUCAGACCUGCUCACACUUCAGAAUAGAGAAGAUUGAGAGGAUCCAGAAUCCAGAUCUCUGGAAUAGCUACCAGGCAAAGAAAAAAACUAUGGAUGCCAAGAAUGGCCAGACAAUGAAUGAGAAGCAACUCUUCCAUGGGACAGAUGCCAGCUCCGUGCCACACGUCAAUCGAAAUGGCUUUAACCGCAGCUAUGCCGGAAAGAAUGCUGUGGCAUAUGGAAAGGGAACCUAUUUUGCUGUCAAUGCCAAUUAUUCUGCCAAUGAUACGUACUCCAGACCAGACGCAAAUGGGAGAAAGCAUGUGUAUUAUGUGCGAGUACUCACUGGAAUCUAUACACACGGAAAUCAUUCAUUAAUUGUGCCUCCUUCAAAGAACCCUCAAAAUCCUACUGACCUGUAUGACACUGUCACAGAUAAUGUGAACCAUCCAAGUUUAUUUGUGGUAUUUUAUGACUACCAAGCAUAUCCAGAGUACCUUAUUACUUUUAGAAAAUAACACUUUGGUAUCCUUCCCACAAAAUUAUUAUCCAUUUGUACAUAUCUAGUUGUAAAACAAGUUUUAGCUUUUUUUUAUUCCUCUUAACAGAUUUUUCUAAUAUCCAGGGAUCAUUCUUUGUCGCUGAAGUCAGUCUUUCUUCAGCUUCUCUUUCAUAAUGGAAAUGAACUUAUCUUGAGAGCAAAUAACUUGGAAAAUUUAAAUGAGAUAAUGCAGCUGCAACUGUGUGUCCACAAGUAUGGACAUCAAAUCUGUGGGAAAAGAAAAGGUUUGUAUUUUCAGGAAGGAGAGAAUAACAAUCUUAUAGACAGAGGGCACAGCUAAGCACAGCUGCCACUGCAGGAGACAGGCCCCAUGUCAGGAUGCCAUAGUGCUGUGGGGAGCACAGUAUUACCCAGUGGGUAGGGCUUCUGUCUUCCUUGGGAGCAGGGAUGGUAUCUUAGUCAAUUUUUUUCCCUUGGGAUGAGGUCUGUGCCUGAUGUACAAUGGAUACUCCAUAAAUGUUUGACAAACCAACGAAGAAUGAAAAAAAGCCUAGUCAGACUCCCAUCCAAAGUAGGAACUAUCUCUUUAACAUUCUUGACUUACUAUCACUUUACCUCAAAUUGAACAGAUUCCAUGACGGAACUUCAUUCUUCACAAACUAGCCAGUGACAUGUGGGACAGCUCUGGCCAGGGCUCUGGGACUGCAGUGUACUUGCACUCUGCACGGUUCAGGAGCUGUGAUGUGGCUGUGGUCUAGGAGAAUCCUGCCCCAUGGAGUUGCGCAGCACAACCCUGGCUCCAAUUGCCAGAAGGCUUUUUUUAAUGCUGAACCAAAAUGUGCCUUUUUUUUUUUUUUUUUUUUUUUUUUUUUUUUUUUUGAGACGGAGUUUCACUCUUGUUGCCCAGGCUGGAGUGCAAUGGUGCGAUCUCAGCUCACUGCAGCCACUGCCUCCCAGGUUCAAGUGAUUCUCCUGCCUGAGUCUCCCGAGUAGCUGGGAUUACAGGCAUGCGCUAACACACCCGGCUAAUUUUGUAUUUUUAGUAGAGACGAGGUUUCUCCAUGUUGGACAGGCUGGUCUCGAACUCCCAACCUCAGGUGAUCCACCCGCCUCGGCCUCCCAAACUGCUGGGAUUACAGGUGUGAGCCACCGUGACCAGCCAGUGUGUCUUCUUAUAGUGUCUACUCAUUGGUCUUUGUUCUGCCCAGUGAUAACAAUGGGAUAAUGCCUGCUACACAGCUUCAUUGUGAAACCCUUCCCCUGUGCUAAGAUUAAAUGAACUCUAAGAUUAUUAAAUAGUAUAUUUUCCUUGACAGCCUAGCUUUUGAUGAUUUUAAAGCCUUAUGUAUAAAUAAACCAAAGGAAGUAAGCAGUCAUAUUGCUAAUUUGCUAACUCCUAUCUACUGAAUGGUGAAGUUUUAAAAAUUUCCCCAGGUAAGUUUAAGAUUCAAACACCAUCUAUUGAGCACCUAGAUUGUGUGCCAGGUAGUAAAAUAGGUGCUUUCACACACAUUGUCUCAAUUCCUGUAAGGUCAGAAUUAUCUCUGCAUUUGAAACUUGAGGAAACAUGCUCAGAGUGCAAGAAGCUUCCUUGGCUGAGAUCACCUAGGCAGGAACCCUCAGAGCCGGCAACUGAAUCUUGGUCCCUGUGAUGUCAAGCCCAUUGCUCUCCCACUGCAGAACAUGGCCUCUAGAUUAAUACCACCGAUUCAGGAACACCUCCGACAGUCUCGAAAUACCCCCAUCUUCCCUUGUUUGUUUUUUCCUUCUGGCUUCUUCUAUUACAGUCUCUUCAUUUGAAGCUCUGUAGGCCAAGGCCAGAGCUGAUACUGACAUGGAGCCAAUGCAGAUAGCACAUCAGAUGCUAGGUCGAUGGGAGGAUUAAGGGACUUAUAUCUGCUGGGAACACCUGUACUUGAAGUGGAGGAGGCUAGGGGGCCACAGUUGCUGCUUCAUUAACAUAGACGUUUUAGAUUUUUUUCGCUUGUGGUUUGUUUUUUAAGUGGAUUGGCAGACUCCUUGUUGCUUAAGAGUGGCUUUCUAGGCAGGCCACUGGCAUCUGAAUUCAUCAUUGACAAUAAAUGUAAGAAACUGGAAUAAAAAAGAGAGACCUGCUGUUAUUCGCUUUUGUUCUCCAGUGAUUUGAUUAACUCAGGGCAAGGCUGAAUAUCAGGGUGUAUCGCACUGAAGAAUAAUAAUCCAUUCAGUAAUGUUAUAGUUAUCCUCAAUCUAAAUAUGUCAACUGUCAUUUUGCUCCUUUUCAAAUAAAAUACUUGAAAACUGUCA
Messenger RNA from Pongo pygmaeus (Bornean orangutan), 8098 nucleotides. It is a transcript of the gene PARP14, whose product is annotated as poly(ADP-ribose) polymerase family member 14. Gene Ontology annotation, molecular function: NAD+ poly-ADP-ribosyltransferase activity; transcription corepressor activity. Gene Ontology annotation, cellular component: cytoplasm; nucleus. The record is from RefSeq and is a predicted model, not a curated record. Gene Ontology annotation, biological process: protein poly-ADP-ribosylation; negative regulation of gene expression. The coding region runs from base 342 to 5828 and encodes 1828 amino acids. The transcript has 16 exons. Lineage: Eukaryota; Metazoa; Chordata; Mammalia; Primates; Hominidae.